AUGGCGGCAUCGGUGGCAGCAGCAGCUGGGCGUCUGCGGCGGGCCAUUCGAAGGUCGUCCCCGUGGCAGAGCCCCAGCCAUCGGCCGCUCUCAGCCGAACCCCCUCUGGCCCAGGGAUCGGCCGUGCGGGACACCUUCCUGAGCUUCUUCCGGGAUCGCCAUGGCCACCGGCUGGUGCCCUCGGCCUCCGUGCGGCCUCGCGGCGACCCCAGUCUGCUCUUCGUCAACGCCGGCAUGAACCAGUUCAAGCCCAUCUUCCUGGGCACCGUGGAUCCACGAAGUGAGAUGGCAGGCUUCCGACGUGUGGCCAACAGCCAGAAGUGUGUGAGGGCUGGAGGACGACACAAUGACCUGGAAGACGUGGGCCGAGACCUCUCCCAUCAUACCUUCUUUGAGAUGCUUGGAAACUGGGCCUUUGGGGGUGAAUAUUUUAAGGAGGAGGCUUGCAGCAUGGCCUGGGAACUGCUGACUCAGGUCUAUAGGAUCCCUGAGGACAGACUCUGGGUCUCCUACUUUGGUGGUGACCCCAAAGCCGGGCUGGACCCAGACCUGGAGAGCAGAGACAUCUGGCUAAGCUUAGGGGUGCCUGCCAACCGUGUGCUUUCCUUCGGACCCCAAGAGAACUUCUGGGAGAUGGGUGACACUGGCCCUUGUGGACCCUGUACUGAGAUCCACUAUGACCUGGCUGGAGGGGUGGGAGCCCCCCAGCUGGUGGAGCUUUGGAAUCUGGUCUUCAUGCAACACAACAGAGAGGCAGACAGAAGCCUGCAGCCCCUGCCUCAGCGGCAUGUGGACACAGGAAUGGGCCUGGAAAGACUAGUGGCUGUGCUACAAGGCAAGCGCUCCACCUACGACACUGACCUCUUCUCCCCCCUGCUCAAUGCCAUACACCAGGGCUGUGGGGUGCCCCCUUACUCUGGCAAGGUAGGGGUGGCAGAUGAGGGACGCAUUGACACAGCGUACCGUGUGGUGGCCGACCACAUCCGCAUGCUCAGUGUCUGCAUUGCCGACGGCAUCUCCCCGGGAAUGUCGGGCGCCCCGCUGAUCCUUCGCCGGAUUCUCCGUCGAGCUGUGCGGUUCUCCACAGAAGUCUUGCGGGCACCUCCUGGCUUCCUAGGCAGCCUGGUGCCAGUGGUGGUUGAGAUAUUGGGAGCUGCUUACCCAGAACUGCAGAAGAACUCAGCCCAGAUAGCCAACCUGGUGUCAGAGGAUGAGGUGGCCUUUCUGGCCUCCCUGCAGCGAGGCCGGCGGAUCAUUGAUCGCACCCUCAAACAGCUGGGACCUUCAGAUUUGUUCCCUGCCGAAGUGGCCUGGUCCUUAUCACUUUCUGGGCAUCUGGGGCUCCCCCUGGACCUGGUAGAACUGAUGCUGGAGGAGAAGGGGGUACAGCUGGACUCUGCUGGCCUGGAACAGCUGGCUCAGGAAGAAGCCCAGCACCGGGCCCAACAGGCUGAGCCAGUUCAGGAGCAGAGACUGCGUCUUGACGUCCAUGCACUAGGGGAGCUGCAGCGCCAAGGAGUGCCCCCAACCGAUGACAGCCCCAAGUACAGCUACUCUCUGCAACCAAGUGGGGGUUAUGAGUUCGGCCCCUGUGAAGCCCAGGUGCUACAGCUGUAUACAGAGGACGGUUCAGCCGUGGCCUCUGUGGGGGCAGGCCAGCGCUGUGGCCUCCUCUUGGACAGGACCAACUUCUACGCUGAACAGGGGGGUCAGGCUUCAGACCGUGGCUACCUGGUGCGGGCAGGGCAGCAGGAUGUGCUGUUCCCUGUGUCCCGGGCCGAAGUCUGUGGGGGCUUCAUCCUGCAUGAGGCGGUGGCCCCUGAGUGCCUGCAGGUGGGGGAGCAGGUGCAGCUGCACCUGGAUAAGGCCUGGCGACUGGGCUGCAUGGAGAAGCACACAGCCACCCACCUGCUGAACUGGGCGCUGCGGCAGACCCUGGGCCCUGGCACAGAGCAGCGGGGCUCCCACCUCAACCCCGAGCGUCUGCGCUUUGACGUGGCCACCCAGGUACCACUGACUCCAGAGCAGCUCCGGACAGUGGAGGGCACCGUGCAGGAGGCCGUGGGGCAGAAUGAGCCUGUGUACAUGGAGGAGGUGCCCCUAGCACUCACCGCCCACAUCCCUGGCCUGCGUUCUCUGGAUGAAGUGUACCCAGACCCUGUGCGGGUGGUGUCGGUGGGGGUGUCUGUGGCCCAGGCAUUGGAGCCAGCCUCCCAGGCUGCAUUGUACACUUCCAUGGAGCUCUGCUGUGGCACGCACCUGCUGCGCACAGGGGCAGUGGGGGACCUGGUUAUCAUCGGGGAGCGCCAGCUCGCCAAGGGCACCACCCGCCUGCUAGCUGUCACUGGGGAGCAGGCGCAGCAGGCCCGAGAGGUGGGCCAGAGCCUGGCCCAGGAGGUGGAAGCAGCCUCAGAGCGGCUGAGUCGAGGCAGCCAGGAUCUGGUAGAGGCCCAUCGACUAUCCAAGGACGUGGGAAGACUCACUAAGGCUGUGGACACUGCUAUGAUGCCCCAGUGGCAGCGGCGGGAGCUACAGACCACACUGAAGGCUCUGCAGCGGCAUGCCAACACUGCCAUCCGGAAGCUGGAGGUGGGCCAGGCUGUAGAGAAGUCCCAGGAGCUGUUGCAGCGGCACUCAAAGGGACCUCUGAUUGUGGACACUGUCUCCACUGAGUCCCUCUCAGUGCUGGUGAAGGUGGUACGGCAGCUGUGUAAGCAGGCCCCCAGCACGUCUGUGCUCCUGCUCAGCCCCCAGGGUGCAGGCAAUGUGCUCUGUGCCUGUCAGGUGGCCCAGGGUGCCACGCCUGCCUUCACAGCAGAGGCCUGGGCACUGGCCGUAUGCAGUCACAUGGGAGGAAAGGCCUGGGGCUCUAGAGUGGUAGCCCAGGGCACUGGAAGCACUGCUGACCUGGAAGCUGCCCUCAAAACGGCACGCACCUACGCCCUCAACCAGAUAUGACCAGGCACAGAUAUGACAAUGAGAGGCACAUGAACUAAAAGCAAAUACCUGGCGCACAGAAGGGGCUGCAAGAGCCUCCCUGGAGGCUGAAGCAGAGGACAAGGGGUUAAAACUGAGUGAAUGAGCCAAGGAAUGCCACCUGGGCUGCAUGACACAAGGAGAUGGGGACACAAAGAAGUGGGCCCAGAGACAUACCACCCCCACCAAAUGUGAAGACCUGGGCCAUUAUGGCUGUGAUUGCUUAUUAAAAAGUAUU
Castor canadensis (American beaver) is the source of this 3214-nucleotide messenger RNA. RefSeq names its product alanyl-tRNA synthetase 2, mitochondrial (gene Aars2). The record is from RefSeq and is a predicted model, not a curated record. Lineage: Eukaryota; Metazoa; Chordata; Mammalia; Rodentia; Castoridae. Gene Ontology annotation, biological process: alanyl-tRNA aminoacylation. Gene Ontology annotation, molecular function: alanine-tRNA ligase activity; ATP binding; aminoacyl-tRNA deacylase activity. Gene Ontology annotation, cellular component: cytoplasm; mitochondrion.